AAACCCUUACGCUUUAAUUAGUGCGUAGUCUCAAUCGAUCUCAACGUUGAGCGAGUCGGCGCUGCGCAAAUACACUCGCAGGUAAGGUCGGAUGCAGUGGGAACGGGAAGCGCAUUGUUGACAGGUGGACGGAAAUAUUUGGCCGAAAGCUUGAAGGAGAAAUGGAUGUAAAUAAAACGGUGCUGUGCGAGAGCCUUAUUAUCUGGCUGCAGACCUUCAAGACCGCAGCACCAUGUAAGACAGUGGAUGAUCUGACCUCAGGAGCUGCCAUGUCUCAGGCACUAAACCAGAUAGAUUCUUCAUGGUUCAAUGAGAACUGGUUGGCACGUAUUAAAGAGGAUGUUGCAGAUAAUGUUAGACUCAAGAUGAACAACCUCAAAAAGAUACUUCAAAUGAUGGUUGACUAUUAUAAUGAGGUUUUGAGCCAGCAGGUCAAAGAUUUCCCUAUGCCUGACCUGAUGCGAGUGGUAGAGCAUUCUGAUCAAAUAGAGUUAGGGCGCCUCCUUCAGCUCAUCCUGGGGUGUGCAGUCAAUUGUGACAGAAAACAAGAGUAUAUACAGAUAAUCAUGACCCUGGAGGAAUCUGUACAGCAUGUGGUGAUGACUGCCAUCCAGGAGCUUAUGAGCAAGGAGACCAUGCCACACUUAGGAACAGAACCUUUUGGAGACGUUGAACAUCAGUUAAAGAAAGCUUUGGAAGGUUUGGCUGAGGUCAUGUUGCAGAAAGACGAGCUCGCCCAGCGCUGUCAGGAGCUCGACAUGCAGGUGACAGCGCUGCAGGAGGAUAGAAACGGUCUUCUGGCAGAAAUUGACCUCAUGACUGAUCAAGCCAAUCAGCUUGAUACAUGCGAUGACCCCAGCACCCCCUCAGGCAGGAAGCAUAGCCAACUACAGCUCCAGUUAGAGCAGAUUCAGGAAGAGAACUUCAGACUGGAGACAGCUAAAGACGAUUACCGAAUUCACUGUGAAGAACUAGAGAAACAACUAGUGGAGCUUCAGCAUCGCAAUGAUGAACUGACCAGCUUGGCCGAGGAGUCCCGAGCACUUAAAGACGAAUUAGAUGUAUUGAGGAAUUGCUCUGAUCGGGCAGUGAAGCUAGAGGCUUCUGUCGAGACAUACAGGAAAAAGUUAGAAGAUCUGAGUGUCCUUAGGCGGCAGGUGAAAGCUCUGGAGGAGAAGAAUAUGACCUACAUGCACAAUACGGUCAGCCUGGAAGAGGAGCUACGCAAGGCCAAUGCUGCGAGAGCUCAGUUGGAAACGUACAAGAGACAGGUGCAGGAGCUCCAUAAGAAAAUGUCGGAGGAAUCCCGCAGGGCUGAUAACCUGGCCUUCGAGAUGAAGAAGUUUCAGGAAAAAUUUGACACUGUACUUAAGGAGAAAGAGAGAAUCAGUAUUGAGCGGGACACACUCAGAGAGAUCAAUGAGGAGCUCCGAUGUACACAAGCACAACAAGACCAGCUUUUACAAGCAGAAAAAUAUCAAACAGGAAGUCCAACCCAUGAUACCCUGGCAGCUGAGAUGUUGCCAAUUGAAUACAGGGAGAAGUUCAUCCGACUGCAUCAUGAGAAUAAGAUGUUGCGACUGCAGCAGGAAGAGUCUGAGAACGAACGCAUAACUGAGCUGCAGGAACAGCUGGAGGUGUCCCGGCGGGCACGCAGUGAAGUAGACACAGAGAACAGGUUAAACAAAGAAAGAAUCAGUGAGCUCCAGCAGCAAGUGGAGGAUUUGCAAAAGGCCUUACAGACACAAGGAGCCAAACCUGAUGAUUCUCAUCUGAAGAGAAAGCUGGAUGCUCAUAUGGUGAAACUUAAUGAGGCACAAGAUGAAAUAAUGAAGAAAAAGGAGUGGUUGGAAGACCUUCAGCCAGAGGCAACUCAAACCAAUGUGAAGCUGGAUGAGCUGGUGGCAGCACUGAAGAAGAAAGAUGAGGACAUGAAGGCGAUGGAGAACCGAUACAAGAUGUACCUGGAGAAAGCUCGUGAUGUGAUUCGAGCUCUUGAUCCCAAACUAAACCCCGCCUCAGCUGAGAUUCAGUCGCUGAAAAUCCUGUUGUCUGAGAAGGAGAAGAAGAUCAUUGCUCUGGAGCGUGAGUGUGAACAGGCCAAACUGAGAGAAUAUGAGGAGAAGUUAAUAGUGACAGCUUGGUAUAAUAAGAGUUUGACCUUCCAGAAGAUGGCAAUCGAGUCACGGCUUAGUGGCCGGUCCAACUCUCUAGUGCCGCCCGGCCAGUCUUUUCUGGCUCAGCAACGUCAGGUGACCAACGCUCGACGUAACACGUCCUUCAACGUUCCUGCAACGUCUUCCAAGUAACGUCGUCUUGAAUACCCCCCAACCUCCCACUCUUUUCCUUCUUUCCCUCACGUGCACACUUAAGUGACCUUAUGUACACUUCGGAUCAUGGGGAAAAGCAUGCCUUUAUGGAAUAUUGGCAUGUCCCCGUGUUCCCUAUCUACAGUUAAACGUGUAUUAAAAUCAAAGGAAUUCUUCUGCGAUGAACUCAAUCAGCAUACAAAUAAUGUGCAGUAGCACUCUUUAUUCAUCUUUAGGAACAAGCACUCCAACCUGAAACAGUCUGCAGCAAAAAUCAGCCCGAUUUGAAGGGCUUUGCAAAGUCACAGGUCAAUCUUUUGUCAGGCUAUUCUGACUGCACAAAAUGCAUUAAAUGCAAGUAUUGGUAGCAUGUAUGCUUUCGCUUAAACUGACUUCCAGCGGUUCACUAUGCAGUUAUGAAAGACGUUUGUAUUUGCAUUAUUGUAGGUAUGUGCAGAAUACAACUUGUGACAAAAGUAUAUCAGACCUAACUUAUCCAAAUCCACCCAAGCAUGUCAAUCGGCCACAAAACUAAUUGUAAGCAAUGGUUCAGAAUAAAAUGAUUUGGUGCUGGACACCAUUUUUUGUUUAUUUCCUCCAAAUAUGUCUUUUUCUCAAAACAACGACAUAAAUUAAAUACAUUUGUAUACAUCAAAAAUAGAAAUGUAUGUGACUGAUUAAGCUAAAGUCCAGGUGCUUCUUUGAAGCUUUGGUCAGUUAUAAUAUUUUAUAUUCAGUUGAGUGUGAUCAGACUCUUGCAUGCUCUUUUAAUAAGCAGAAGGGCCUUUUUUUUAUUUAAUGUGUAAAAACAUCUGAUAUCAGGAUUUUAACACCAGCACGUUAUCGAGCUGUCUCCGCUUGAGCAAAAAAUGCUAUUGACAGCUUCAAUGAUCUUGUACGCCAUUGGCCUGUUUUGGCUUUUAUCUUAAAAAUACAUGUAAAACUUGUGACACAUAGUUUCACAGUACAUUUAAAAUGGCUUCGCUGUAUACCGUAAAUGUCCGCCCCUGCUUAGGUUAACCUGACUGAACUGUUUGCUAAUAGUCUAGGUAUUGUGUUCAGAAGAAAACGCGUUGUUUCUGUUGGAAGAUAUUAGUUCUUUGUUCUAUCAAACUGUUUUAAAUAGUAAAGUGAAUCAUUGCAUUGCUUUCCUGGUGUUUUAUUCAGAUUUUGGCCUGUGAUGGGUUAAAGCUACAGUAAAUGCUAAUUUCUUGAAAUGCUAAUAUUUGUGUAUGAUGUGUUUCAAAGGAAUUUGUGUACUCAAUUUUAUGAGCACUAUCAUUGUUUGUGAGAUGUGAUUAUUACGAAACGAUUGAUAUGGUAUUAAAAUGAUAUUUGGGGAUAAAGUGCACAGGCAGCCUUUAUUUACAUGUAAUGAAAUAAAUAAUCACUUAAGUUUGUUUUGCA
This is a messenger RNA of Triplophysa dalaica, 3716 nucleotides long. RefSeq names its product hook microtubule-tethering protein 1 (gene hook1). Gene Ontology annotation, cellular component: centrosome; cytoplasm. Gene Ontology annotation, biological process: cytoplasmic microtubule organization; cytoskeleton-dependent intracellular transport. The transcript is spliced from 22 exons. NCBI's taxonomy places the organism in Eukaryota, Metazoa, Chordata, Actinopteri, Cypriniformes, Nemacheilidae. Gene Ontology annotation, molecular function: microtubule binding; dynein light intermediate chain binding. The record is from RefSeq and is a predicted model, not a curated record. Bases 162 to 2309 code for a protein of 715 amino acids.